AUGUUCCGUAAUACCGAUGGUCGUCAAUCUAUUCGAUUUUAUACCCCCGGUCAAAAAUCACAUUCUUUUAAAGAAUGGUCUCAUCGUAUUCAUCUUACUGUAAGACGUUGGUAUCCUGGUAUGGCCCGUCUCGAUGAUGGAUCUGUAUUAAUCGGUGGAGGUUGUAAAUAUAAUACACUUAUGAACAAUAAAACGAACAAUCAGCCUAGCUGGGAAUUUUAUCCUCCAAAAAACAUCAAUGGCCACCGUGGUACACCAAUACAUUCUCCAUUUCUUGUAGACUCUCUGAAUGCUAAUUUGUUUCCACACCUGAUCAGUUUAACAAACGGAAACGUUUUUGUUGCUGCUCAAAAAUUAACCAUGAUUUAUAACUGGAGAAAAAACAAAGAAACACGAUUGCCUUCGAUACCCAAUGGUGUCUCAGUAACUUAUCCGCUGGCUGGAACAGCUAUUAUGCUUCCUCUUACUAAAGCUAAUAAAUACACACCUGAAAUUCUCAUUUGUGGCGGUUCAGCUAUAAAUGACACAUUACCACCGUCAAAAAUCAGUAGUGAAGAUCCUGCUUCAAAACAAUGUGUUCGAAUGAAAAUGACUAAAGCAGGUAUUAAGAAAGGAUGGGUUAUCGAACAAAUGCCUGAAGCACGUCUUAUGCCAGAUGCCGUUCAUCUUCCUGAUGGUACUAUCUUUAUUGUGAAUGGAGCUCAGAGUGGUGUUCAAGGAAUAGGUGGUUACAAAGAUCGAUUCGGAACGUCGGACGCUGAUAACCCUGUUUACACUCCUGUUCUUUAUAAUCCUAAUGCUCCCAUUAAAUUUCGAUUCAAUCGUAAAGGGUUUGUUUCCUCCACUAUUGCACGUAUGUACCAUUCAAGUGCAUCUCUCACUGCUAAUGGCACAAUCAUGAUAGCCGGAUCUAACCCUAACAUAGACAUAACAACAACAACAAAAUAUCCGACUGAGUACCGAGUGGAAUUUUUCUAUCCUCCUUAUAUGUUUAAGCGAAGACCUUCAUAUUCAAAUCUUCCGGCACAUGUUCAUUUCAACAAAAAUUAUAUCCUCGAUGUUCAACUUCCUUCAACUUACACAAAUCACUCCAGAUACAAUGUACAGUUAAUGGAUUUAGGUUUACACACUCAUGCUGUAGGAAUGCAUCUUCGUUCUGUUGAACUCGAUGCGAAACUUAUCAAUAAUAAUCAGUUAGUCAUUACAAUGCCAAAAAAUGGCAAAAUCUAUCCACCUGGACCAGGUUUCAUCUUUUUUGUCGUUGAUGGAGUUCCCAGUAAAGCUGAAAAGACAAUCGUUGUCAAAAACAAGCCCUGA
Molecule: messenger RNA, 1317 nt
Organism: Didymodactylos carnosus
Lineage: Eukaryota; Metazoa; Rotifera; Eurotatoria; Philodinida; Philodinidae
Source: the annotation of a GenBank genome assembly